Molecule: messenger RNA, 2811 nt
Organism: Procambarus clarkii (red swamp crayfish)
Lineage: Eukaryota; Metazoa; Arthropoda; Malacostraca; Decapoda; Cambaridae
Source: RefSeq, a predicted model, not a curated record
AUGGAGGAUCAGGUUGAUGUGCUGGUGGAGCCGCCAAAUUUUGGUAAAAUUAAAGACUUAAAGAAGUCUGACUUGAAGGGUUAUAACAGCUACUCCCUGGAGCGUCCCCCACACCACUACCUGGAGCUUUCCCCGCACCACUCUCUGGAGAGUCCCCCACGCUACUCCCUGGAGCAUCCCCCAUGCCCCUCCCUGGAGCGUCCCCCACGCCACUCCCUGGAGCGUCCCCCACGCCACUCCCUGGAGCAUCCCCCACGCCACUCCCUGGAGCAUCCCCCACGCCACUCGCUGGAGCGUCCCCCACGCCACUCCCUGGAGCGUCCCCCAUGCCACUCCCUGGAGCAUCCCCCACGCCACUCCCUGGAGCGUCCCCCACACCACUACCUGGAGCUUUCCCCGCACCACUCUCUGGAGAGUCCCCCACGCUACUCCCUUGAGCAUCCCCCACGCCACUCCCUGGAGCAUCCCCCACGCCACUCUCUGGAGAGUCCCCCACGCUACUCCCUGGAGCAUCCCCCACGCUACUCCCUGGAGCAUCCCCCGUGCCACUCCCUGGAGCGUCCCCCGUGCCACUCCCUGGAGCGUCCCCCACGCCACUCCCUGGAGCAUCCCCCACGCCACUCCCUGGAGCGUCCCCCGUGCCACUCCCUGGAGCGUCCCCCGCGCCACUCCCUGGAGCGUCCCCUGCGCCACUCCCUGGAGCGUCCCCCACGCCACUCCCUGGAGCAUCCCCCACGCCACUCCCUGGAGCGUCCCCCGCGCCACUCCCUGGAGCGUCCCCCACGCCACUCCCUGGAGCAUCCCCCGUGCCACUCCCUGGAGCGUCCCCCGUGCCACUCCCUGGAGCGUCCCCCGUGCCACUCCCUGAAGCGUCCCCCGUGCCACUCCCUGGAGCGUCCCCCGCGCCACUCCCUGGAGCGUCCCCCGUGCCACUCCCUGGAGCGUCCCCCGUGCCACUCCCUGGAGCGUCCCCCGCGCCACUCCCUGGAGCGUCCCCCGCGCCACUCCCUGGAACGUCCCCCGCGCCACUCCCUGGAGCGUCCCCCGCGCCACUCCCUGGAGCGUCCCCCGUGCCACUCCCUGGAGCAUCCCCCGUGCUACUCCCUGGAGCGUCCCCCGCGCCACUCCCUGGAGCGUCCCCCGCGCCACUCCCUGGAGCGUCCCCCGCGCCACUCCCUGGAGCGUCCCCCGCGCCACUCCCUGGAGCGUCCCCCGCGCCACUCCCUGGAGCGUCCCCCGUGCCACUCCCUGGAGCGUCCCCCGCGCCACUCCCUGGAGCGUCCCCCGUGCCACUCCCUGGAGCGUCCCCCGUGCCACUCCCUGGAGCGUCCCCCCGUCCCCCCCGGCCACUCCCUGGAGCGUCCCCCGCGCCACUCCCUGGAGCGUCCCCCGCGCCACUCCCUGGAACGUCCCUCGCGCCACUCCCUGGAACGUCCCUCGCGCCACUCCCUGGAGAAUCCCCCUCGCCACUCCCUGGAGAGUCCCCCUCGCCACUCCCUGGAGAGUCCCCCUCGCCACUCCCUGGAGAGUCCCCCUCGCCACUCCCUGGAGAGUCCCCCUCGCCACUCCCUGGAGAGUCCCCCUCGCCACUCCCUGGAGCGUCCCCCGCGCCACUCCCUGGACCGUCCCCCGUGCCACUCCCUGGAGCAUCCCCCGUGCCACUCCCUGGAGCGUCCCCUGCGCCACUCCCUGGAGCGUCCCCCGCGCCACUCCCUGGAGCGUCCCCCGCGCCACUCCCUGGAACGUCCCUCGCGCCACUCCCUGGAGAGUCGCCCUCGCCACUCCCUGGAGAGUCCCCCUCGCCACUCCCUGGAGAGUCCCCCUCGCCACUCCCUGGAGAGUCCCCCUCGCCACUCCCUGGAGAGUCCCUCUCGCCACUCCCUGGAGAGUCCCCCUCGCCACUCCCUGGAGAGUCCCCCUCGCCACUCCCUGGAGCGUCCCCCGCGCCACUCCCCGGAACGUCCCUCGCGCCACUCCCUGGAGAGUCCCCCUCGCCACUCCCUGGAGAGUCCCCCUCGCCACUCCCUGGAGAGUCCCCCUCGCCACUCCCUGGAGAGUCCCCCUCGCCUCUCCCUGGAGAGUCCCCCUCGCCACUCCCUGGAGAGUCCCCCUCGCCACUCCCUGGAGAGUCCCCCUCGCCACUCCCUGGAGAGUCCCCCUCGCCACUCCCUGGAGAGUCCCCCUCGCCACUCCCUGGAGCGUCCCCCGCGCCACUCCCUGGAACGUCCCUCGCGCCACUCCCUGGAGAGUCCCCCUCGCCACUCCCUGGAGAGUCCCCCUCGCCACUCCCUGGAGAGUCCCCCUCGCCACUCCCUGGAGAGUCCCCCUCGCCACUCCCUGGAGAGUCCCCCGCGCCACUCCCUGGAACGUCCCCCACGCCACUCCCUGCAGAGUCCCCCACGCCACUCCCUGGAGCGUCCCCCCAUGCCACUCCCUGGACCGUCCCCCGCGCCACUCCCUGGAGCGUCCCCCGUGCCACUCCCUGGAGAGUCCCCCACGCCACUCCCUGGAGCAUCCCCCACGCCACUCCCUGGAGCGUCCCCCCAUGCCACUCCCUGGACCGUCCCCCGCGCCACUCCCUGGAGCGUCCCCCGUGCCACUCCCUGGAGCGUCCCCCACGCCACUCACUGGAGCGUCCCCCGCGCCACUCCCUGGAGCGUCCCCCACGCCACUCCCUGGAGCGUCCCCCACGCCACUCCCUGGAGAGUCCCCCUCGCCACUCCCUGGAACGUCCCUCGCACCCCCACCCCCCCAAGCCUCCCGCCUAUAAGAGGAUCAGAAGCUGAGCCACACUGCGCUUUACGAGUUUAA